Messenger RNA from Cucurbita moschata (crookneck pumpkin), 1503 nucleotides. Its product is annotated as probable inactive patatin-like protein 9. The transcript is spliced from 2 exons. Gene Ontology annotation, biological process: lipid metabolic process. The record is from RefSeq and is a predicted model, not a curated record. Lineage: Eukaryota; Viridiplantae; Streptophyta; Magnoliopsida; Cucurbitales; Cucurbitaceae. Bases 234 to 1373 code for a protein of 379 amino acids.
UCCCUUUCGUCGGCCUCUCUUACACUUCCAACUACUUUUAGGGCUUUUUUUUUUCCCUCGAUCUGUUACUCAAAAAACUCACAGACCUUCUUCCUUCCGCCAUUAAUGGCUUCCACCUACAAAUCCUGAACCUCAAUCCACCAUUCCUCUCAAUUAUUCCAUUUGCUCUCUCUAAUUCUCCCUCACUCCCAUUCAUUUCUUCUCUUUUGCUUCCCCUAAUUCCGUUUCCGAUUAUGGAGUUGAGUAAGGUCACCUUGGAGAUCUUCACCAAGCUCGAGCAGCAAUGGCUUUCUCAUCACUGCGACGCUGCUAAGAAGACUCGCAUUCUCAGCAUUGACGGCGGUGGAACCACCGCAAAUGUCGUCGCUGCGUCGCUCAUUCACCUUGAAGACCAGAUCCGCUUCAGGACUGGCGAUCCUCAUGCUCGCAUUGCUGAUUUCUUCGACCUAAUUGCUGGUACUGGCAUUGGAGGCAUUCUCGCCUCGAUGCUUGUGGCGGAUGAUGGCUCUGGCCGUCCUCUGUUUUCUGCUAGGGAUGCUGUAAGUGCGAUUUCUGCUAGGAAUUCGGAGAUGUUUAAAGUGAAAUUCGGAAGCGGAUUUUGCCGACGGCGGAGAUUUUCUGGUAGGUCUAUGGAUAGAGUCUUGAAGGAGUUCUUUAGAGGUGAGAAUGGUAAGGAUUUGUCUCUGAAGGAUACUUGUAAGCCUCUUUUAGUUCCCUGUUUCGAUCUCAGAAGUUCGGCGCCUUUCGUGUUCUCUCGCGCCGACGCUUCUGAAUCGCCGAGUUUCAACUUCGAGCUUUCGAAAGUCUGCCGUGCUACGGCGGCGACGCCGAGUUCUUUCAAACCGUUUCAUCUCUCUUCCGUCGACGGAAAGACCUUAUGCACUGCCGUCGACGGCGGCUUAGUAAUGAACAAUCCAACCGCCGCCGCCGUCACGCACGUUCUCCAUAACAAACGCGAUUUUCCGUCCGUCAAUGGUGUGGAGGAUUUACUUGUUCUGUCGUUAGGCAACGGAUCGGCAAGCGGCGGCAACGGCAAGGUCCGCCACAACGGCGAGUGCUCAACCUCCGCCGUCGUCGGCAUUGUGCUCGACGGCGUCUCCGACACCGUCGAUCAAAUGCUUGGGAAUGCCUUUUGCUGGAAUCGAACGGACUAUGUGAGAAUUCAGGCAAACGGCUUAGUGGACGAAGAAGCGGAGGUAUUAACGGAGCGAGGAGUGGAAACGUUGCCAUAUGGCGGGAAGCGGUUACUAACAGAGAGUAACGGGCAGAGAAUUGAGAGCUUCGUGCAACGGCUGGUGGCUUCAGGGCGGAGCAGCCUGCCGCCGAGCCCGUGCAAAAAUCUAGCGGCCGUCACCCCACUAUCCGGCCGUUAGGAUCGAAUAUUAUAUAAAUAUAAAUAUUUUUUUUUCUUUUUUGGGAAGGAAAAAAAAUUAUUGUUAUUAUUUUUAUUUAUUUCAUCUUUUAAUUUUAACAUGUAACCCAUCUCAGGUUCACAUUUUAACC